AUGUUUCCUUCUUUCCUCUCUUUUUUUUUUCAGAGGAUUCCAGCUGUUAUGUUAUUUGGCCAUCUUGAUUUCUUUUUUUCUUUCUUUUACUUUCUUUCUUUCUUUCUUUUUUUCUUUCUUUCUUUCUUCUCAUAUUUUCAUUUUUCUUCUUUUCUUUCCUCUAUGGUUUAUUUCGUUCUUUUCUUUUUUUACUCUAUUUUCAUUCUUUUUUUUCUUCCUUUCAUUCAACCAUUACAUUUGAAUUCUUAUUUCAUUUCAUUCAACCAUACAAUUUCUUUCUUUCUUUCUCACUUUCUUUUUCUUUCUUUCUUUCUUUCUUUCUUUCUUUCUCUCUUUCUUUUUUCUCUCUCUUACUUUCAUCCUUUCUCGCUUUCUUUCUUCAUUUAUUUUUCUUUCUUUUUUCUUUCUUCUUUCUCUCUCUUCCUUUCUCUCUUUCUUCCUUUCUUUCUUUUUCUCUUUCUUUCUUUCUUUCUUUCUUUCUUUCUUUCUUUCUUUCUUAGUACAUUUGAAUUCUUAUUUCAUUUCAUUCAACCAUACAAUUUCUUUCUUUCUUUCUCACUUUCUUUUUCUUUCUUUCUUUCUUUCUCCCUUCCUUUCUUUCUUUUUUCUCUCUCUUACUUUCAUCCUUUCUCUCUUUCUUUCUUCAUUUAUUUUUCUUUCUUUUUUCUUUCUUCUUUCUCUCUCUCUCUCUCUUCCUUUCUCUCAUUCUUCCUUUCUUUCUUUUUCUCUUUCUCUCUUUCUUUCUUCCUUUCUUUCUUAGUACAUUUGAAUUCUUAUUUCAUUUCAUUCAACCAUACGAUUUCGUUCUUUCUUUCUCACUUUCUUUUUCUUUCUUUCUCCUUCCUUUCUUUGUUUUUUCUCUCUCUUACUUCCAUUCUUUCUCUCUUUCUUUCUUCCUUUAUUUUUCUUUCUUUUUUCUUUCUUUUUUCUUUCUUCUUUCUCUCUUUCUUUCUUUCUUCCUUUCUUCCUUUUAUUCUUAGUAUAUUUGAAUUCUUAUUUCUUUUGAUCAUUUCUUUCUUCCUUUCUUUCUUUUUUUCUUUCUCUCUUUCUUUCUUCCUUUCUUUCUUAGUACAUUUGAAUUCUUAUUUCAUUUCAUUCAACCAUACGAUUUCUUUCUUUCUUUUUUUCUCACUUUCUUUCUUUCUUUCUCCCUUCCUUUCUUUCUUUUUCUGUCGCUUAAUUUCACUCUUUUUUUCUUUCUUCCUUUAUUUUUCUUUCUUUUUUCUUUCUUCAUUCUCUCUCCUUCUUUCUCUCUUUCUUUCUUUCUUUCUUUCUUUCUUUCUUUCUCACUUACUUUUUCUUUCUUUCUCCUCUCCUUUCUUUUUUUUUCUCUCUCUCUCUUUCUUUCAUUCUUUCUCUCUUUCUUUCUUCCUUUAUUUUUUCUUUCUUACUAAAUUUUCAUUCUUCUUCCCUUUUAUUCAACCAUAUGAAUAA
This is a messenger RNA of Acanthosepion pharaonis, 1434 nucleotides long. Lineage: Eukaryota; Metazoa; Mollusca; Cephalopoda; Sepiida; Sepiidae. The record is from the annotation of a GenBank genome assembly.